GUUCAACUUUACUGUGCAGAUAUGGGGAAGGGUACAGACAAGCUAUACAUUACCCACUCCGAGUGGUCUUCUGAAGACGCCUACGGCACCAGCCGGGGCACCAACGCAGGAAAACCGGGCGCUGUUGACUCGACGUUCAGACGCCUCCCUUUCAACUACUGCGCUGUUUCCCUUCAGCCCUUCACAGACCCCGUAUGCACGGCGGAUGGUACCAUAUUUGAUUUAACACACAUCCUCACGUGGCUACAAAAACACCCCACGAAUCCCGUUGAUGGCACGCCCCUGAAGCGCGCCGAUCUCAUCGAGCUCCAUUUCGCGAAGAACGAGGACAACGAAUAUGUUGAUCCAGUUACAUACAAGGUCUUCACAGACAACACACAUCUUAUUGCUCUGCGGAAUACGGGGAAUGUAUUUACGUGGGAUACGAUCGAGCGGUUGAACAUUAAAGCGAAGAACUGGAAGGAUUUAGUGAGUGACCAAGACUUCACGCGCAAGGAUGUCAUCACACUACAGGACCCGCAGAACCCGGAGUCGAGGAACUUUGGCGCAUAUAAGCAUAUCAAAGAUGGCGAGACAACAAUCCCCGAUGCGGAGGCCAGCGUGAAUACAGAUGCCCUUGGGAAUGCUGGGAAGAUUUUGAAGGCUAAAGAGGCAGUUGCGAAGGCAAGAGCAGAGCGAGAAGCAAAAUCAAAAGGAUUUCAAUCGUCAAAGGCCAUGGUUGCAAGAAAUAGCUCUGGAACUAAAGGACCUGUUUCAUCUACUUUGAAACCCUCACCAUACAAUGCCGCAAUCUAUACAUCUGGAAAAGCGGCAGCAUCAUUCACGAGUACAGGCGUGACCCCACAUACUUCUGGAGAGCGUGCUGUGCUAUCCGAGGAAGAGUAUAUGCUGAAACCCAAGCGAGUAAAACAAAAGGGCUACGCGCGGAUAAGCACAAGUCUCGGCGACCUGAACAUCGAACUGCUUCCGGAAUUUGCGCCUAAGGCUGUGUGGAACUUUGUGAGACUGGCACAAAAGGGCUACUACCGAGGCACCGUCUUCCAUCGCAAUAUCAAGAACUUCAUGAUCCAAGGGGGAGACCCGACUGGGACAGGAAGAGGUGGGCAGAGUAUUUGGGGGAAACCUUUUAAUGAUGAGUUGGAAGGACCGAAUAUGCAUGACGCGCGAGGUGUCAUUAGUAUGGCGAAUAAGGGCAAAAAUACAAAUACCUCACAAUUCUUCAUAGCAUACCGCCAAGUACCGCACUUGAACAAGAAGCACACCAUCUUCGCGAAAGUAGUCGGUGGCCUAGACACGACACUCAAAGCCAUGGAAUCCGCAGAAGUAGGGGAGAAGGAUAGACCGAUUGAAGAUAUUGAGAUUCUGGAUAUCGUGGUUUACGUUGAUCCAUUUGAAGAGUGGCAGAAGGCGAGAGAAGAGAAGGAGGGCAAGGAAAAGGAAGAAGAAGAGGUUAGACUGCAGGGUGGGAGAGUAGGUGACCGGACGACCUGGACGGGGAAAAGAAUAAGAGCGGAUGGCACGGUAGAAGCAGAUUCAGGGGAUUCGGCCAUUGGGAAGUAUCUCAAGGCUGCGAAGAUGCAACAACCGGAUGAAGACGAGAUUAUUGGUGACUGGGAAGAAGAAGUGCCGGUAAAGAAGAAACUCAAAACAGGUGGAUUCGGGAAUUUUGAUAGCUGGUGA
This is a messenger RNA of Lindgomyces ingoldianus, 1680 nucleotides long. Its product is annotated as cyclophilin-like protein. Gene Ontology annotation, molecular function: peptidyl-prolyl cis-trans isomerase activity; ubiquitin-ubiquitin ligase activity. The record is from RefSeq and is a predicted model, not a curated record. NCBI's taxonomy places the organism in Eukaryota, Fungi, Ascomycota, Dothideomycetes, Pleosporales, Lindgomycetaceae. Gene Ontology annotation, biological process: protein folding; protein polyubiquitination; protein peptidyl-prolyl isomerization. Gene Ontology annotation, cellular component: catalytic step 2 spliceosome. The transcript has a single exon. The coding region runs from base 22 to 1680 and encodes 552 amino acids.